AUGACGGUCCACAACCUAGCAGAGUACGUAGCCUACCACCAGCGCAAACUUCGCGAACAAUCUGCCCAAUCCUCCGCAUCCUCAAAGAGCUACGGCGUUAACCCUAUUCACAGUAACUCCUCCUUCAACACCUCCGUCAAGCAGGCCUCCGCCGGCCGCGUCGUCCUCGUCGACUGCUUCGCCACCUGGUGCGGACCUUGCAAGAUGAUUGCCCCCAAAGUGAGCGCCAUGUCGCAGGAAGAAAAGUACAAGGACAGCGUCGACUUCUACAAGAUUGAUGUCGACGAGGUGCCGGACGUCGCGCAGGAACUCGGCAUUCGCGCCAUGCCCACCUUCUUGGUCUUCAAGAACGGUGAGCAAGUCGAGGAGAUUGUCGGCGCAAACGAGCGCGCUAUCCGCGCUGCGGUCGACAAGCAUUUGUGA
Cyphellophora europaea CBS 101466 is the source of this 423-nucleotide messenger RNA. Its product is annotated as thioredoxin. The transcript has a single exon. Gene Ontology annotation, molecular function: protein-disulfide reductase activity. NCBI's taxonomy places the organism in Eukaryota, Fungi, Ascomycota, Eurotiomycetes, Chaetothyriales, Cyphellophoraceae. The record is from RefSeq and is a predicted model, not a curated record. Bases 1 to 423 code for a protein of 140 amino acids.